GUCCGACCUGGCCGCUGCUGCUGCUGCUGCUGCUGCUGCUGCUGGCUAGGUACAGGAUGCUGUCAGGCCGAGGAGACGCACCAACCUAAUGUAGAGAAACCGCAGCAGCAUCCUUUGUUUUGUGGAGCUGGAGACCCAGCUGUGACGCCCACUGACAACCUGCAGCACCUGGAGGAGAAGGGGGAGGCUCCCAGUUUCAACAGCCACUAGCAACAUCUUGGAGCAUAGAAGUAGCCAAUAGGCUCAAUAGGACAGCUCCAAACUGAUAGUGUGUGUGGCGAGCUGAAGGGAGAGCUGAAGGGAGAGCUGAAGCGGGCGUGGAGAGACAACGGAUCUUUCCUUUUCCACCAUCCUCUAUUUUUCCUUCAGCCCCGUGGAAGCACUCAUCCACACCACUGCACUGAAACACACUCAUCACUCUUUUCCUUCUUUCCGUUCUGUCACUGUACUUGUUCUCUCUCUCUCUUUCUGUCCAGCCAUCUGUCCAUCUUGCUUUAGGAACAAGUCAGCUGAACCUAAGCAUCACAAACCAGUAAAGACCAGUGAGGUUAGUUGUUGAGCUGCAAACUGAGUUCCUCCUGCUCAGGCAAUGCAGUGAAGUAUUUGGAUACAGCACUUGAGCCCCCCCCCAGCCCAGAGUCUGGCUCGGUACCACAGGAUCCCACAGGCGAUGAGGAGGGCCAGGGGGUUUAUCUCUUUCUAGACUUUCUCUUCUUCCACCUUGUGUCUUCAUGUUUUGGGGGUCCUCCGGUGCCCCCGCCCUCUGUCGACCCCCCCGCACCCACUGCCACCACGGCCGGCCACCCCAGUCGCCUCGUUGCCAUGCCGACAGAGACACUGGCUCCAGCCCUGCCAGAUAGCAAGGCCGCCGGCCCCGCAACAGCCUUCAGUUCCACCGUACCCCUUCGCAUCCUCAACAAGGGCCCUGACUACUUCAGGAGACAGGUGGAACCUAACCCAAAGCGUCUCAGUGCUGUUGAGAGACUAGAAGCUGACAAGGCCAAGUAUGUCAAGAGCCAGGAAGUUAUCAACGCCAAGCAGGAGCCAAUCAAACCCCCCGUGAUGGCUAAGCCUCCCGCCGGUCAUACCCUCCUGGCCAAGAGAGGCUCUGGGAUUGGUGGAGGAGGAAAUGGAGGCGGGAUACCUUUCAAAGCAUCCAAUAACAACGCAAAGUCAGACACAAUAGCAACAAGCAGCGGCAGCAGCAAACGGGAGAAUUUAAACCUGGAGAUCCUUAAAAAUCUGCUGAACUCAUCGUCCUCUUCAGGAGCGGGAUCUGAAGGACUAGGAGGUGGAGCCAAGAGUGCUGUGUUGAUGAGGUCAUCAGGGGGAAUGGCCAGGAGUUGGACGCCAUCAGGGAUGCCGUUAACCUACCGAUCUACAAUGGCGCUUAAUGAGCAACCAGACGUAGCUCCCAGUCCAAGCACCUCACACUCCCUCCGGUCCUUCUCCCAUUCCCUGAAGGUUCCUCCGGUCAUCAGCGGGGGACGCCGCAGCCCACAACAGGGAGGAAACCUCAACCUCAGCAGACGAGGUGAAGGGAUUAUUGACCGUUCUCGCUCCCCACUACCCCCGCUACUCACCUCCCACUCCUCGUCCGACCUCCUGCGACUGUGCAAUGGCAAGCCCCUUCGCACGGCCCGGUCCAGCAGCUCCUCAGCUCCGCCCCUCCCUCCAAAACCCAACCCCGCCUCCCUCCCUCCUCCCGCGCUUUCCUUGUCGCUGCCUCCCCCUCGUCCAACUCCUUCUCCCUCGCUCUGUGACAACAUCACCCCUCAGUCGCUACCUUGUGAUUUCGGAGGCUCUUCCCAUAUUUCUACCGAUGCCAACGUAGAGCUUGAGCUUGGUUCAUCCGUGGCUCGUCGCUCCUCGCUACACAGAUCCAAAUCAGACCUGUCAGACCGGUACGCCCGGGCUGGAGCUGACGUGGAACGCUUUUUUAACUACUGCGGCCUGGACCCAGAGGAGCUGGAGGCAGUCGGUCCGGAGAACUUUGCGCGGGCCAACUCGGACAUCGUCAGCCUGAACUUCCGAUCCGCUUCUAUGAUCUCGUCUGACUGCGACCGGUCGCGGCGAUCGUCCAACGACGGGCUGUCGGACGGGGAAGAGGACGAGGAGGAGGAGGCCGGAGAGCGUGUUCCAUACGGCAUCUCGGCUGUGGAGCGAAACGCAAGAGUGAUCAAGUGGCUGUACAGCAUCAAACAGGCGAGAGAGACGCAGAAAGUCUCCCAUGUUUAGAACAAGCACUGCAGUGGAUAGGAUGUGCUUUCAACUACAGACAAACGUACCCAUGUUUCAGAGUUGACAGAUGGACCAGAAAAACAAAAAACAAAUUGUGAAAAAGUAUAGAUGGAUGAAUGCAUAUAUGAAAGAGAAAGCCUGACGGGUCUAACAAACUGGUGAAAAAACUGACUUUUUUUUUUAGAAAUGAAUAAAGACAUGAUGAAAAGGAAUCUAACCAAUUAGGUUUAGAACAACAUGAACACCAUGAACAGACAGAAAUAAAACUCGGACAAAUAAAUGAACAAAAUGUUCUGUCUCGAGAGACAAACAACUGGACAUGUCUGAAAAGAAACUAAAUAGCUGUUCCUCUCUGGACACUGAAUAAAAUGACAGACAAAGUCUGUCAAGAGCAAAAUGCACUGCGAUUGUCUAAGGACCCAUAAAGUGACCGCCUCACUGCAAAGGAUCAUAGGCCUUUCUCACAGAGAACAAUUUGGCUUGACUAAUCAAAGCCUUUUUAAGUGGGAUUAUACUCCUACAUAGCUUGCUAGCUACCUAGCGCUCUAUCUGUUCAAACCACGCUGACUUCAAUCUUCGUUCUGCCAUCUCUGUCCUUAGUCACGGCUGUCCCGAUGGCAGCUCCUGGGAGGACACCAGCUAGGCAAACUGUUUUAACCAGUCAAACACGGUAGAAAUGUACUGCAGUGUCGCGCGUGUGUCUGAGUUAGUGUGGAAAAACGGAAGUGUGUAUGUUCCAUGAGUUGGGCGACUGACUGAGGUGAAAAACAAUUUAUAUGUGGAUUGAUUAGCAUAUUUCUUUGACCAAUGUAAGGGUUGUCACUUAGUCAUUUACACAUUGUAAAGCAUUUUAUAAUGACUUUUAAGGUCUAGUCUCAUAAUACCAACCAACAUGUAUUUAUAUUGCCUUUUACUGCAACCAGCAGGUAUCCAAAGUGCUUUACAUUAAAGACUAAAGAAUAAUAAAAAACAUAACAAAGUAAAAUCAGAAAAGGUAACAUAAAACUCCCACUCACAUUUGUUUGUUUGCGGUGCCUCCGCUGCCUCACUAAGUAACAAACUAACUGGGUGAAUGCAGAUUUGUUGUGGUAAUGUUACCGUAAGGCACUACUUUUAUCCACAUUUUUUUCAAAUCUAUGGUGUCAAAUCCAACAUUCUACUUCCCAUUAUUAAUAAGACGAUUUGGUGCCAUGAUUAACUGUUCAGCAUAGCGCACUAGUUGCCACCAUUUUGCGAUGGCAAAGAGAACGAUAGCAUAGUAGAUCACUCCCGGCUGCUGGAGUACAAGGCUGUUGCACUGACUGAGUUUUGAAUUAAUUACAGAUCAGUUCAUUUGACCUGCAUUUGAACAGUACUUUGAAUUUAGGAUAAACAAGUGACAACGCUAAUCGACUUUACGUCAACUCCUCAUAGCUUCGGUAUAAACAAAAACUCACUACUCCGAUGUCCACUUUGAGAAAGGCCUAUGUCACAGUGUUGAUGUCUCCGUUUAAACAAACGUUCAAAAAGGGUCCGGACAUCUUUGCAAAACAGAUGUUGAACUCUAUCUGUCAACAAUGAGAAAUCCCAUUGGAAAGUCAGCGCUGCUGGUGCACUGUUUGACCGUAACAAAGUCAGCUCGGUUACGUUGAUAUUUUUUGUUGGAGGUGACUGUUGAAGGAACAUUUCCGCACUAACUAAAUGGGUUCGUUGUUGGGAAAAAACUAGGACAGCAAAAUGUUGAGAAAGUCAUGAAACACAAGUGAUGGUGAGCUAGAUUUGACAAAGCUUUAGCUCUUGUUAAGCUAGAUAUUGCAUUUGCUAAAUGAAGGCCCUGUAGUGUGUGAUGACUGAGUGAUGAAGGAAACAACUGACACUGAAGGAUUUGGACAGAUAUUCACACGAUAUAAAGUAUAAUCUCUCAAGCAUACUUAUCCAUACAGCAUUAAGGUCACACCAUCAUAUCAUGGUACUCAUACAUUAUAAACAGUUCUGUCAUCAACCUGUUCAUGUGAACCAACGAAGCAUUUAACGGAGAGUUUUAGUGUCCUGUGAUUGGACAUGGUUGUUCAGAGGCUCCACACUGACCCUGCCACUUAACAUUUAAAGAAUGAAGAUGAUUUAAAUGGUGAGAUUUGGUCAAAUGGUUAAAUGUACUAAAUACUGUAGAAGGCAUAAUUAAUCACUAAUGGCUCGUUGAUUGGGGUAGUUUAGUUCAAAUGAACUCUGGUGCGUUUGCCCAUUUAAAGCUUUAAUGUGUAACUUUUUUUAUGAUAGUGAACGUCCGUUUCAUUCAAGCCGUUGCCAAAUGAGUUGCUACAAAGCUAAUUAAGACAGAAACUACGCAUUAUAGCUUUAAUUUGAAAUGUUUAGGCUUGUGUGGAAGGUUGUCAUUCAAACUGGGACAAAGAACUGCACCUAGACUACUUGGGUAGUCUCAGUCAACUUCUAACAAAACUCUUGUUUUGUUUGUGGUGCAAACUCAAACCAGAGCAACCCCAGGAUUUGGGGUUGUAAGCAUGAAUUCAAAAGAUAAACUAGACUUACUGUAAAUGUAUACAAUCCAUAUGCCUUUUUAACAAAUCCAGUAAACGUCUCCUUCAGCAGAGAUAAUCAUUGUCAAUCUGGGAUUUAAAAAAAAAAAGCAGUUUUUCGAGCAGUGAUAUUGCAGGACACCAAAACUCUCCUUUCAAAACAAUGUAAGUAACAAUCUGAUAAUGUAGUCCACCAGGAAAUACACUAAAAACAAUACAAAUAAAACUGUGUGUUCACUAUUACAGGACGUAUUACAGUACAGGAAAGCAAGGAUGGUGGAAAGGAGAUCGUGGUCCUUUUUACAUAUGUCAGCGUUCUGUCUGAAAGACACUUCAGAUUUACGGUGUUUAAAGUUGAUUGUGCUGUAGAUCGCAUCCCACGACCACACGCACAGAGGAGGAACUCCAGCAGUGCUUCUGCAUUACAUUAAAGAACACUUCAGGCUGCGUUCACGGUGGUUGUGUCCAUGUGCUAAACUCGGCUUUGGCUCCCUCCACCUGAAAGCAAGCCACAGAGAAAACCUGUUGCUUUACCCUUGUGUGUGUUCCUUGAUAAUGAAGGGGGAUGGAUUACCGAGUCCACCUCCACCCUCACCUUUGUCAUCUGUCUACAUGUCGGCACGUGGCUGACAUGUCUCAAGGCCUGAAGCCAUAUCGGUGUGAAUGCAGUGCCUCGGUCAGCGUCUUCUAACUGUCAGUGUGUCUGUCUCCCCCCCCCCCCCCCCCUCUAACUUUAAAUCUAUUGUGCAGGUCAGCUUCAGUGUGUCGACAGCAGCGACCCUGCUGGGCUUACUUCACUUCCCCUCAUUCUAAUAGUAGGAUGUAUCUGACAAAACACCACUUUGGUGGGAUUGGAGCUACAAAGGUAUCAACAUCUGUGGCAACUGUAGUCUCUUACAUUUUGACAGGUAUAUGAUUUGGGAUGCACAUAGUGACAAGAUAUAGUGUAGGGGAGAGCGGGGGGGGGGGGGGUUAGAUGAUUUGGAGUGUGUCCUUUGAGGUACAGAUAGCCUUUCUUUCCCCUAACACCCCAUCAUUACUUCAUGUAGCUUGGUGAGUUGAAAACUUAGUGCCAUAAGUGGCACAUAAUCUUCACUGUGCCCAAGUUGAGGCCAAUUUAAAAAUCCUUUUUGUUUGAACAAUACUUUUUAAGCACAAGUAUGCACAAUCACACGAACCAAUCGGAAUCUCUGAAGUCAUAGUAGUUCAACGCAAGUCACAACUCCCCAUUGAAACCAAAAGUGAUCUAAGUUUCCAGGCAUAAUUAUACUUCUUCUGAAAAAGGGUCGUGGCUUAGAUCAAGCUUUGAAAUGUCUUGAAUACACAGUGAGUGAAAACUAAUGUUUCUGCAAAAUGGCAACGUGGGUGUUGUAGUGAUGCAUCCCUUCGUCCUACAUAGACUAAAGUGGAAGUGAAGUGAACCCGGCUGGGGGAAAGACCCUUCCCGCAUCACCUCCCUCUGAGCUCAGGGUUGUGCUAGCAUGUCCUUGUCCUGAUCCUUCCCAUGUGUCCCCCCCCCCCCCCCCCGCUCCUCUGAAACCCAGGAAGCCCUGUUGCUUCUCCCAGUCAGCAUUAAUAAAGACAAUAUUGUCCUGUUCUGGCAGCAGCAUCACGCUUCAGUUCAAUUUCUUUCUACAUGGUGUGUUUUUUGUUUUUUAUCUUUGGUUUGACAGAUAGAGCUCAUCUGUGGUACUUGCUUUGUUUUAUUUAUUUUUUUCUUAUAUGUGUAAAUGCUGUAAGGAAAAAAGAAAAGUGUAUAUAUAUGAUUUAAAAAGCCAUGUGUUGGAUUUCAGUUUUUUAUCUGUCUGAAGGUUUAUGUGUUACAAAAGAGUCCGAACAAAAAAAAAAAACCCUGCUGUUUUUGCUCGUCGCCCUCUGCCUGAUCAAGCUGGGCAGCAGGAUUUCAGAGACUUAGUGUUGACUGUGUUUUUCAACGUGGAAACUGUUACAUUUUGCUUGAUUGAGAAAAAAAGUGUUCAUGUUUAGUUUCUUUUGAUUAUUUCAAUAAAUGGCUUGUUUUGCCAUCUCUC
Etheostoma spectabile (orangethroat darter) is the source of this 6784-nucleotide messenger RNA. RefSeq names its product family with sequence similarity 110 member B (gene fam110b). The record is from RefSeq and is a predicted model, not a curated record. NCBI's taxonomy places the organism in Eukaryota, Metazoa, Chordata, Actinopteri, Perciformes, Percidae.